AAUAAUGAAGAUGUGGCGCCUUCUAGAAUCUUUUUCUCUAUACCUACAACAAGUGCUAGAACUCUCUAUUAUUCGCACGCCUAGAGAGCAGUGAAAGGGGAACUGACAAAAAAGCAGGAUUCGCUGUAGUAACGAUAGUGGGUGUGUUGUGACGGUGAUAUGUUUACAAACAAAAAGAUCGAGAGCGGUAAAAUUGAAUUUAAAAACAAGAGACAAUAAUUAAUAAUAAAAAUAAACGAACUUAGACGUAGAGAAAAAUAAGUUAGCAUUUAAAGCACGGGCAUUAUUAAUUCGUAUUUUCAUUCAUUUUCUUUUUCAUUUUUACGUUGAUAGCAUGUUAAAAUUAUUAUUGCACUAAUUUUCUCGCCAAAUAACAAAUAUGUGGGUGUAUAUAAUUGAUAGUGGUAAACCUAGGCGACAUUAGAUCAUAACGGCUCGUGCUGUUUAUUAGAACAUUUUACUAGUACCAGUAGUUUUUUAAUAGAUACGAAAUUUUAAAAUUAAAAUUCGUAUGUACACAACUUCCGGUUAGAUUUUCAGGAAAUUUUGUAUAUGCCUCCAGUUAACAUUGCAACAGAAACAGUUUUAGUCCAGAAGUUGUCGCCUUCCAGCGAUUUAAUUUUGUGGAAUUGGUAUACUAAAUAAACCAGUUGUUAUAAAGACAUAGGCUAUUUUAAAAUUAUUACAUCUUCAAGGACAAAAACCUAUGUAAAGACGUUUGUUUAUUUUGAUUGGGUAACUUGCAAUACCCUGGAAGUAAAUAUUACACGUGAAAAGUAGCAGUUUCAGUUCGCAAUUCACCAGGAUAGUUCAAUGGGAAUCGUUAAAUAAAUGUCUAAAUAAAAACAUGAAAGAAAAUCCUUAUUUGGAUGAUGGUUAUAUGAAUAGUCCAGCAAGUACUCCAGAUACAUCCAUUAGCGAUGAGAAGUUAUUGUUUCGUUCCUUACGAGACAAGUCGAGCUACAGAAAUAAAUGGAUUGACAUCAGAAAUGUUCCUAUUGCCAUUAUAACAAUCAGCGUCUUUCAGUUGUUUUGUCAUGCCUACUUUACGCCUACUUUGAAUAAAUGCCUUAGAUUUGAACCCAUUAAAAGAUGGGAAGUGUGGAGAUUUGCUACAUACAUGUUAGUGCACGAUGAUUGGUCUCAUUUGACAUUAAAUGUAAUUAUCCAGUGUAUCUUUGCAGCGUUUUUAGAAAGAAAGCAGGGCCAUCUGAGAGUACUGAUCAUAUAUUUGGCUGGUGGAAUUACGGGAGUAUUAGGAGCCACUUGUGUUCAUCCAAAUCUUGUGAUUGGAUCUUCUGCUGGAGGAUACUCACUACUAUUAUCUAAUGCAGCAGAUCUCAUUUUGAACUACGAAAUUAUCACAUACAAACUUUACCGUUCUGCCUCGAUCGCCACACUAGUGUUAUUCGAUAUCAUCUUUGAUGUUGUCCAUGUUUCAUCAAAAAAGGAGCCCCAAGUAUCCUGGCAAGCUCAUCUCGUUGGAGCAGUUACAGGUCUACUUUUAGGUUUAGUAAUAUUCCAAUGUGAUACAACUCGACACGCUACAUUAAGGAAAUCGUUCUUUUGGUUGGGAUGCAUUUUAUAUUGUGUUUUACUGGUAACAUUUAUUAUUGUAGCUGUUCAAAUCGGGAAGUGUACACCGCCUGAAAUAAUUCGUGUUCAUUAUAUUUAUAUGUGUUAA
This is a messenger RNA of Sitophilus oryzae (rice weevil), 1684 nucleotides long. RefSeq names its product protein rhomboid. Bases 848 to 1684 code for a protein of 278 amino acids. The record is from RefSeq and is a predicted model, not a curated record. Gene Ontology annotation, molecular function: serine-type endopeptidase activity. Gene Ontology annotation, cellular component: membrane. The transcript is spliced from 7 exons. Lineage: Eukaryota; Metazoa; Arthropoda; Insecta; Coleoptera; Curculionidae.